AUGCGUCGGCAACAUGCAUCGCCUUCCAAAGGCUUUAGCUCAUCCUCUGUAGGAGGCGGCAGCAGGAUCAGCACCAGCUCAUCUGUUCAACGUGGUGGCUCAAAUCUUUUUUCUGCACCUAGUGGAGGCUUUGGUAGCAGAAGUCUUCUUAACCUGGGCAACAAAAAAACAUCUGGUUUUGGAUUUGGCAGCUCAGGAACAAGCAGAGGAUUUAGUGGUUCUGGAGGUGCCUCAUCUCCAGGUAUUGUAAAUGUGACCAUCAACCAAAACCUCUUAGCUCCAUUCGCUGUAGAUAUUGAUCCCAACAUUUCAACUGUCAAAAAAGAAGAAAGAGAACAGAUUAAGACCCUAAAUAACAAGUUUACAUCUUUCAUUGACAAGGUCCGAUUCCUCGAGCAGCAAAAUAAAGUUCUUGAGACCAAAUGGAAACUGUUGCAGCAACAAGCGGGUCAAGCGAGUGCAAAAAGUAACAUUGAGCCUCUCUUUAACGCUUACAUCAACUCCUUGAAGAGCCAGUUGGACGGCAUACUGGGUAGUAAAGGUCAACUUCAGUCAGAUUUAAGUAACGAACAAGAUCGGGUCAAAGAGUUUAAAGGAAGGUAUGAGGAUGAAAUUGAUAACAGAGCUACAGCAGAGAAUGAAUUUGUGCUGAUCAAAAAGGAUGUGGAUGCAGCCUAUCUACAAAAGGUAGAGCUGGAAACUAAAUUAAAUGGACUGAAUGAUGAGAUCGCCUUCCUAAGAUCUCUGUAUGAACAGGAGCUUGGUGAAAUUAAUCAACAAGUGUCCGACACCUCUGUCAUUCUAUCAAUGGAUAACAAUAGGUCCCUGAACCUCGACGACAUCAUUGCUGAAGUGAAGGCUCAAUAUGAGGACCUGGCUGCCAAGAGCAGAGCUGAAGCAGAAGAGGCCUACAAAAACAAGUUCCAGCAGUUGCAAAGUGCAGCUGGCCAACAAGGAGAUGAGCUGAAGAACACUAAGAAUGAGAUUUCAGAGCUUACCAGAGCAAUCCAAAGACUUAAAGCUGAAAUUGAAAAUAUAAAGAAACAGAUUGCCAGCCUUGAACUUUCCAUUUCAGAGGCUGAAGAAAAAGGAGAGAGGGCUCUAAAGGAUGCCAGGAAUAAGCAGGCUCAACUGGAGGUGGCACUGCAAAAACGUAAACAAGAGAUGGCCCGUCAGCUUAAGGAAUACCAGGAGCUGAUGAACAUCAAGUUGGCAUUGGAUGUUGAAAUUGCCACCUACAGGACACUGCUAGAAGGCGAGGAGAGCAGGAUUUCAGGAGAAAUUACUAAUCAAGUCAAUGUCUCUGUUGUGAACUCUGCUUCUGGGGGUGGCCUCUCCUAUGGCUAUAGAGGCAAUACUUCAAGCGUAUCUGCUUCGCAACCAGAAAAGAAGCGUGCAGCAGUGAAGAUCAUCUCAACCACUGAAAGCCUGAGAUCCAUCCAUGCAUCCUAA
Molecule: messenger RNA, 1452 nt
Organism: Bufo gargarizans (Asiatic toad)
Lineage: Eukaryota; Metazoa; Chordata; Amphibia; Anura; Bufonidae
Product: keratin, type II cytoskeletal cochleal-like
Exons: 9
Coding region: 1-1452 (483 amino acids)
Biological process (GO): keratinization; intermediate filament organization
Cellular component (GO): keratin filament
Molecular function (GO): structural constituent of skin epidermis
Source: RefSeq, a predicted model, not a curated record